This is a messenger RNA of Aspergillus bombycis, 915 nucleotides long. RefSeq lists its product as uncharacterized. Gene Ontology annotation, cellular component: endoplasmic reticulum membrane. The coding region runs from base 1 to 915 and encodes 304 amino acids. The record is from RefSeq and is a predicted model, not a curated record. The transcript is spliced from 5 exons. Gene Ontology annotation, biological process: cellular response to oxidative stress; protein N-linked glycosylation. NCBI's taxonomy places the organism in Eukaryota, Fungi, Ascomycota, Eurotiomycetes, Eurotiales, Aspergillaceae.
AUGCUCCCCCGCCCUUCUCUCCCCACGCCCGAUACCCCCCUGAAGUUGCUCCCUCAAUCUCGAACUUCCCGGCGGACGCCUACGAAAAAAGACGUGGCUUCCCCAGCCGCCGCCGCCGCUGUCGUCCCGCCGUCCCUCGACCCUUCUACACCCCAGAUCCCCAACAGCAAUGAUUCCGGUCACGCAACGGCUCCCUCCACUUUGCAUCCGCGAGUGGCUGUCAUCUUGGGAGUAGACCGGAAAUGGUACCUCCCUCUCCUGAUCUGUCGGGCACUGAGCACGGUGCCCGCAGCAUGGUGGGGGCUUCGGUGUGCCUUCACCUUCCUGGCCGAAUUGCUCCACAUACAGGCGGGGAUGGGGCAUGAGGGGUGGACGGCGGCGAUUGUCGAUAGUAUCAAUCAAGAGUGGGAUGUUGAAAGAAGAUUCAGGGUGACUGAGGUGGCCCUGGCGAUUAUGUGGUGCUGUGCAUCUGCUUAUCUUUCGUAUUUCUUUGCCGAUUGUAUGAUGUCUCGAUGGCUUUUGAAUUAUACCCCGCCGGCUGUUGUUAUUCGUCUCCUUACUACCAACGGAUUGAUUGCUUAUAUCUCUUCAUGGGUCCUCUACCUUUCGGGUGCAUCUUCAGAUCCACGCCUUCUCCUUCCGGCCUGGAUAUCCAUCACAACUACACUCACAUUCCUUUACCAUGCCACCCAAAACCACGCCAUGAUUAAGCGCGAAACGGCGGCUGCUUUGCUAGUUGUUUCCGUUGCGAGUUUCGUGAGCAUGUCCUCACUUCUGCUUCAGUUACAUCUAACCCGAGAAAACGAACCGGAGGUCCCCGUCUUUGUUAUCACUCGGAAAUUAUGGGAUUGGGCUGUUGCGAUAUUCCUUCGUAUGCGUGUGGCGAAUGAUCGAGUUGGGCCGCGCGAGUUGUGA